Molecule: messenger RNA, 946 nt
Organism: Periophthalmus magnuspinnatus
Lineage: Eukaryota; Metazoa; Chordata; Actinopteri; Gobiiformes; Gobiidae
Gene: psmb6
Product: proteasome 20S subunit beta 6
Exons: 7
Coding region: 20-721 (233 amino acids)
Cellular component (GO): proteasome core complex
Molecular function (GO): threonine-type endopeptidase activity
Source: RefSeq, a predicted model, not a curated record
UUGUUUAGACUGAUCCAAAAUGGCGGCCACAGCCUCAAUGAUGCAGAGCUUUGGACCAAACCUUUCUGCUCAAAACGACCUGGUUCCGGACUGGACCCGGACAGAAGUCAGCACCGGGACCACCAUUAUGGCGGUGGAGUACGAUGGAGGAGUGGUGAUCGGCGCAGACUCCAGGACCACCACAGGAGCGUACAUCGCCAACAGAGUGACGGACAAACUGACCCCCAUCCACGAUCGGAUCUUCUGCUGCAGGUCCGGUUCUGCAGCAGACACCCAGGCCAUCGCUGACGUCGUGGCCUAUCAGCUCGGUUUCCACAGUAUCGAGCUGGAUGAGCCCCCCCUGGUGGAGACGGCCGCUCACCUGUUUAAGGCGAGCUGCUACAGAUACAGAGAAGAACUGACCGCAGGGAUUCUGGUGGCCGGAUGGGACCGACGCAGAGGAGGACAGGUGUACUGUGUGCCGAUCGGGGGGAUGUUGGUGAGGCAGCCUGUGUCGGUCGGGGGCAGUGGGAGCACGUACAUCUACGGCUUCAUGGAUUCAAACUACAAACCGUCCAUGAGCAAAGAGCAGUGUCUGGAGCUGACCGCCACAGCUCUGACUCUGGCCAUGGAGCGUGAUGGCUCUAGUGGGGGUGUGGUGCGUUUGGCCUCCAUCUCAGAGGACGGAGUGGAGCGACGAGUCAUCCUGGGAAAUCAACUGCCCAAGAUCUCCACACACUGAGGCCCCUCCCCUCCACAGGCCCCUCCCCUCCACAGGCCCCUCCCCUCCACAGGCCCCUCCCCUCCACAGGCCCCUCCCCUCCACAGGCCCCUCCCCUCCACAGGCCCCUCCUCUCUACAGGCCCCUCCUCUCUACAGGCCCCUCCCCUCUACAGGCCCCUCCCCUCUACAGGCCCCUCCCCUCUACAGGCCCUUUAUCCUGUUUAAUAAAAUGCUUGUCUUUGUG